AUGAGACCAGGCGAUGCAGAGAUUAAGGGAAUUAAGCCCAAAAUUGUUGAAGAAUAUUCUCUAUCUCAGGAAAACGGUUCUUCCCACGAUUCGUGGAAAGGCCUAAUAUCGUCAGCGAAGGACACUCCUUUGCAGUAUAAUCAUAUGAAUCGUGAAAGUCUAAAAAAAUAUUUUAACCCGAAUGCAAAACUUAUUGAGAAUCCUUUAGAUGCGCCGAUCCAAUUUAGAGUAUGUGAAAAAUGUGGGAAGCCUCUAGCUUUGACAGCUAUCGUGGACCACUUAGAGAACCAUUGUACGGGAGCAUCCGGAAAAAGCAACACAGAUCUAAAAGACGAAAGUACUAGUGAAACAAUACGAAAUGGAGUGGAAUCAACUGGGACAAAUAAUGACGAUGAUGACAAUAGCAAUGAUAAUAACAAUGACGACGAUGACGAUCACGACGAUGAUGAUGACGAUGACGAUGACGAUGACGAUGACGAUGACGAUGACGAUGAUGAUGUCAAUGGCGCAAACUAUAAGAAGAGUGACUCUUCUUUUAACCCUCUAAAAAGAUCAACAUCUAUGGAAUCUGCCAACACACCAAAUACGGAUACGAAAAGAUCGAAAACUGGAACUCCCCAAACCUCCAGCUCUUCCAUAAAAAAACAAAAAAAAGUCAAACAAAGAAACCCGACUGAGAAACACUUGAUUGAUUUCAAUAAACAAUGUGGUGUAGAGUUGCCGGAGGGUGGCUAUUGUGCACGUUCGUUAACAUGUAAGUCCCAUUCUAUGGGUGCAAAGAGGGCCGUUUCUGGUCGUUCCAAGCCCUACGAUGUCUUGCUAGCUGAUUAUCAUAGAGAACAUCAAACUAAAAUUGGCGCAGCUGCUGAGAAACGUGCUAAGCAACAAGAAUUACAAAAAUUACAAAAGCAGAUACAAAAAGAGCAGAAAAAACAUACACAGCAACAGAAGCAAGGCCAGAGGUCUAAGCAAAGAAACGUAAAUGGUGGAAAGUCUGCCAAAAAUGGCAAUAAGAAUACUGGUCACAACGGUAACAGUAUCAGCGAAGUAGGACACGUUAAUCUAACUCCUGAAGAGGAAACAACACAGGUUUUAAAUGGUGUGUCCCGAUCAUUUCCACUACCAUUAGAGUCAACAGUACUGUCAUCAGUUAGAUACAGGACCAAAUACUUUAGAAUGAGGGAAAUGUUUGCUUCCUCAUUUUCUGUGAAACCAGGAUACACUUCUCCAGGUUAUGGUGCAAUCCAUUCUCGUGUAGGAUGUUUAGAUUUGGAUAGAACAACAGAUUACAAGUUUCGUGUUAGGACCCCUCAGCCAAUUAAUCAUCUAACAAACCAAAACCUUAAUCCGAAACAAAUACAAAGACUACAACAACAAAGAGCUCUACAAGCGCAGCUUCUUUCUCAACAACAGCAGCAGCAGCAGAAGCAACAGCAUCAUUUAACCCAAGCUCAAGGCCAGGCCAAUACUCAACAGCAGACUCAAGGUAUGGUGCCCAAUCACUUCCCUACCGGCGCAACGAAUUCGUCAUUUAAUGCCAAUAUAAUGAACAAGCAAGUUCAGCAGCAGCAGCAGCAUAAGUCUCAAGAUACGGGUCUUACGCCGCUGGAGAUACAAUCACAACAACAAAAGCUACGACAACAGCAACUACAGCAGCAGAAGUUUGAAGCUGCAGCUUCAUAUUUAGCCAACGCUACCAAAUUAAUGCAAGAAUCAAAUCAAGAUAACCAUUUAUCUGGUACUCACAACAAUAAUAAUAGUGGAAAAAACGGUCACAACGACAUAAUGACGAUGAAAGCGUCCAUGAAUUCUCCUAAUGCUAGCAUAAGUGGCAUGCAAUCUCCCCCUAGUAUCAACACCCUCAAUGGCUCUGGACAAGGUGUAUCUACCGGUAUUAAUGUCCCCGGCAAUAACGGGAGAAUUGAAGUAGGCAUUGGAAAUUCUGUGAAUCCCUAUAAGGGCAGAAUAAAGUAA
Molecule: messenger RNA, 1974 nt
Organism: Saccharomyces paradoxus
Lineage: Eukaryota; Fungi; Ascomycota; Saccharomycetes; Saccharomycetales; Saccharomycetaceae
Gene: SGF73
Product: deubiquitination module subunit SGF73
Exons: 1
Coding region: 1-1974 (657 amino acids)
Biological process (GO): regulation of transcription by RNA polymerase II; regulatory ncRNA-mediated heterochromatin formation; RITS complex assembly
Cellular component (GO): SAGA complex
Source: RefSeq, a predicted model, not a curated record